This is a messenger RNA of Gossypium raimondii (Peruvian cotton), 1449 nucleotides long. Its product is annotated as protein TIFY 10A. Gene Ontology annotation, biological process: regulation of jasmonic acid mediated signaling pathway; regulation of defense response; response to wounding. The transcript is spliced from 4 exons. NCBI's taxonomy places the organism in Eukaryota, Viridiplantae, Streptophyta, Magnoliopsida, Malvales, Malvaceae. Gene Ontology annotation, cellular component: nucleus. The record is from RefSeq and is a predicted model, not a curated record. Bases 283 to 1074 code for a protein of 263 amino acids.
GAACCUGUAGGAGCUGCACCCCAAAAUCUCCUUUUUUCUUUUUUCAAGCUUAAAAAAAGCCUCAUUUAUUCCUCGUGCUUUUUAACCCACCUUCCUCUACCACCUUUGUUUUUUUCUAAGAUUAAAAACAUAAAUAAAAUCUCUUUGCUUAGCCUAACAUCAUAUUUUUCGAACAGAUCCUUCGUUUAGCUGUAAGUAAAGUUUUAAAGAUCAUUCUCUGAGAAAGAACCCCCCCCCCCCAAAAAAAAACAAAAAGAGCAAAUAGUUGGGAUUCUGGUUUCUAUGAAUAUGUCGUGUUCACCGGAAUUUAUGGUUCAGAAACCGGCGAGGUCACCGGAGAAGACAAGUUUUACCCAAACUUGUAACUUAUUGAGUCAGUACUUGAAGGAGAAAGGUAGCUUUGGAGAUCUAAGUCUGGGUAUGACAUGCAACGUUGAAGCUAAUGAGACUCCCGAGAUGCUGCGUCCCACCAUGAAUUUGUUUCCUGUCAAUGGGAAAUCCGGUGAUGAUUGCCAUGCGGCGCCUCCUCCUCGGAAACUGAGAUCCAUGGAUUUGUUCCCUAAUCAAGCUGCUUUUUCAUCACCUAAAGAUGAUGCUCUGAAAAGCAGCAUGAACAAAUUGGGUUCUUCAGUGGAGCCUCAAACUGCACAGAUGACCAUCUUUUAUGGUGGACAAGUGAUUGUGUUCAACGAUUUCCCGGCCGACAAAGCUAAGGAGAUCAUGCUUUUAGCUGGCAAAGGCAGCUCUCAAAACAAUAGCUUCAACCCCAAUCCUCCCCACAUCAAUGCCCCCUUUACUUCUACCAUAGCAACAAGUCCGGUUGAGUCCGGUAUCGGGGUUCCUCCUACCCCUAAUUUCAGCACCACGGUAACUCAAGAAUGCAUUCGAUCUGCUCAGCGACCCAUUCCCGGCGAUCUACCAAUUGCAAGGAGAGCUUCACUCCACCGGUUCCUUGAGAAGAGAAAGGAUAGGAUGACCACAAGUGCACCAUACCAGAUAAGUAACUCCACAGCAUCUUCAUCCAAGCCAGGCAACGACAAGUCAUGGCUCGGUUUGGCUGCUCAAUCUCCGUAGUAGUCCCAGCCGAGUUGAAAAUUUUCACUUUUUUUGAGGCUUAUUUAUUAAGCCUCCUAUCCCUUUUUUAGCAGGUUUUAAGCCUGUUUUGUUUUUUCCUCAGCUGUCUAUUGGUUUCUAGUUAUCGGCUCUUAGAUCCUAACUCUCAAUCAAUAUCUCAUUAUUAGAUAAAUGUAAUUAUUUUUCUAUUGAUUUUUUAGUUGAUAUUACUUUUGGAUCAAAGCUUUGUCCAUCUUCUGCACGAGUGAUCGUGAAGUAUGAAAUUGGGUGUUGAAGUAUAAAAAAGCUGAAGAAUCUGGAAUUAGUACUAAUGUGAAUGGGGGAUUGGGUAGUGUUGAAAUUUCAAUAUCAAAUCAGUCAAAUCGUUAUCAACAA